Molecule: messenger RNA, 1826 nt
Organism: Argiope bruennichi
Lineage: Eukaryota; Metazoa; Arthropoda; Arachnida; Araneae; Araneidae
Product: DNA damage-binding protein 2-like
Exons: 9
Coding region: 192-1547 (451 amino acids)
Biological process (GO): response to UV; DNA repair
Cellular component (GO): nucleus; Cul4-RING E3 ubiquitin ligase complex
Molecular function (GO): damaged DNA binding; protein binding
Source: RefSeq, a predicted model, not a curated record
UUUACUGCGUUUAUUCUUCAAUUUGCCAUGCGUUUUGUAGUUUUUGCAAAAAUUGCUAUUAUGUAAUAUACAACGCUAAACUUGAUUCAGUGUGUAUCGUACGAUAUAUUGCUGUUUAUUUUUCGGCAUAUAUAGUUUUCAGUAAUUGAAACGUUUUGCAUUAUCAUAUUUUUUAAAAAAAAUACUAACUCAUGCCUGCUGGAAAAAAGAGCUCCAAACAAAAACCUUCAAAUAAAAGUAGUAAUUCAGGAUCGUCAGCCUCCGAACCUGGAAAACAAAAGUUACGUGUUAAACGAAAGAGUGAGGGUAAUUUCGAAAAUAUAAAGAAAAAGCAUUGCUCUUCAUCCAAAAGUAAUUUUGUAAAUCUCUAUGGACCCGAGAAGCGAGAAUUGUUUACACGAUCAUUUGAUUUUUCUCCGUUGAAUUAUAUAAAAUAUUUACCUAUGGGGCAAUGCUCUGCAUUAAAUCUGAGGAAAUAUGCAGCGACUUUUAUUAUUAAUGACAUAGCAAAGAAAAAAGUGCCCACAACACUAAAUCCUUUUGAAAGAAGAGUUACAGCAAUUGCAUGGCAUCCAAAGUAUUCUCAAAUUGCAGUGGCUGCUUCCAAAGGGGGUGAACUUUCACUGUAUAAUCUAAAUAAGCCUGGUUCAAGUUUUAUUCCUGGAAUAGGUCCUGGCGGCUCAAUAGUGGGAUUAAAGUUUCACCAAGAUGAUCCUUCACUAAUAUACACCACUUCAAUAACUGGAGAUAUAAGGCUUGAUGAUUUUAGUGGCAGGAGAGGGAAAAUACUGGCCUCUAUUGGAUGCUUCGACAAUUGGUUUUCUUCUUUAGAUGUUUGUUAUAAUAGGAAGUUGCUGAUAUCCGGAAAUACUGCAGGGAAUGUAUGCUUAAUCUCUGUUGAUGGUCAAAAAGUUUGGCCUAAAUCAAAACAUUUGCAUAAAAAGAAAAUUACACAUGUGGAAUUUUCAGCAGCAGAUCCUAAUAUUUUUGUAACUUCAUCAAUUGAUCAUUCAGUUAAAUUAUGGGAUCUGCGUAUGAUGAGUGAUUCUGAAUUGAAACCAAAGCCUAUUCGUGAGUUUGUGCAUGUAAAGGGAGUAAAUUCUGCAUAUUUUAGCCCAUCUAAUCGACAUUCUCUUCUUACUACUGACCAACACAGCGAAAUUCGUGUAUACAAAAGCCCAAUGUGGGAUGAAGAACUUAUUAUAAACCAUCCUCAUCGUCAUUUCCAGCAUCUGACCCCUAUAAAAGCAACUUGGCAUCCUUUAGAAGAUAUCAUUGUUGUUGGUCGAUAUCCAGAUUGUGGAGUGAAUGAAAAUACUGUUCGUUACAUUGACUUUUUUGACGGUUCAACUGGAAAGCUGUUGCACAAGUGGAGCUCCCCCAAUGGAGGAAUUUUAUCGCUGAAUGUUUUUAACAUUUCUGGUGAUUGCUUGGCUUCUGGGACAGGUUCUUAUGUUGUAUUCUGGAAAGAUAAAGAUGUUUUUGAUGGCCUUUCAUUUCAAAAAUCAAUGGUGAAUGGGCAGAGGAGAACAUUAUCUUUAAUAUGAUUAAAAGCUUGAGGCUUUAAAAAUCUAACAGUCAUUCUGGCUUUUGAAACAAUUGAAUGUGUAUAUAUAGACAUGUUUAUAUUUUUAUAAAUGUGUCCUACAAUGGCAUAUUUUUUAAAGGCAUUUUUUUUUUUGUAUUAUAUAUUGAUUUAUGUUUUUCAUCAUGUGAAUAAGCAUUUUUCUAUUGUAAUUUAAAAAUAGCCAUUUCUUAUUUUUAUAGCACUCUUCUUGUAUUCUUUCAAGUACAAAGAUUUAUACUGUGAUAUUAAAAAUAUUGCA